ACAUCUGGGUACCUCGUCUAUACUUUGCCUCUAUCCCAUCAUUAGCCUGGUAUGAGACCCAUGCUCUGCUUAAACCCGCGCACAAGGUAACGCUGGGACUUGGGAGGAGGGGGCGGGGGGGAGAAGCACAAGGUUCCUUUCAAGUCUCUUUCAGUUGGGAAAGGUCUCGAGUGAGGUUCCCUGUCUGCGGUGCCUGUCUGGCGUCAACUGCUGCUGCUGGCUGGCCAAGAAUCCCGAGCGCAUGAGGCACGCACACUGGAGAGGCUCCAUCCAGUCUUCUGAGGUGAUCCAGCACGCAGAGAGCGGGCAGCCGUGGGUGGCCCAGUCGUCUCCUACCUUACUCGUCCUACUUGUGUGUUCCGUGCUUUCCGCCCCCUCUUUCUCUUUCUUUUCCCUUCCUCCGUCCAGCAUCGCUCCUUGAUCCAUAAUCACCAGCACAGGGUACGCUCGCUCCCGGUUUUCUCUUGGGUUUCUCUCUCUCUUGGUGUUGAAGUUGGUGAGCCGGUUGAAGAAGAAGUUGAAGUUGAAAAGAAGUUUUGUUGCAGGUUGUCAGAGAGAGUCCUUCGAGUUCUUGUUUGGGUAUCUGUCUUCUUUUAUCAAAGACCCUCCAUAUAUACAUCAACCAUCACCAUGUCUUCCCUCUCUCGUCGCGCGUGCUACAAGUGUGGUGAGCUCGGCCACCACGCCGAGGCCUGCUCCUCCCCCCACAGACUCUGCUACAACUGCAAGCAGCCCAACCACGAGUCCAGCGAAUGCCCUCUUCCUCGUAGCACCGAGGCCAAGCAAUGCUACCACUGCCAGGGUCUCGGCCACGUCCAGGCUGACUGCCCUACCCUCCGCAUCAGCGGCGCCGGGUCUACCAGCCGCUGCUACAACUGCGGCCAGCCCGGUCACUACAUGCGCGCCUGCCCCAACCCUCCCACUGGCAUCCCCCGCGGUGCUCCCGUUGGCCGUGGCGGUUUCGGCGGUUUCGGACGUGGUGGCUUUGCUGGCGGUGCUCGCCCCGCUACCUGCUACAAGUGCGGUGGCCCUAACCACUUUGCCCGCGACUGCCAGGCUCAGGCCAUGAAGUGCUACGCCUGCGGCAAGCUCGGUCACAUCUCCCGCGAUUGCACCGCUCCCAACGGCGGUCCCCUCAACACCGCCGGCAAGACCUGCUACCAGUGCAGCGAGACCGGCCAUAUCUCGCGCGACUGCCCCAACAAGCCCCACACCAACGGCGAGAUUAAGCAGGACGACCUGAACGCUGGCCACCCUGGUCAGGGUCUCGCUGCUGCUCCCGUUGCCCCCGUGGCCCCUGUUGCUUAGGAAGCCGAACAGACCAACGGUGACGGCGGAGCUCACACCAAAGGUGACAGCGGCGCUUACAUCAGCGGUGACGGCCAUGUUGCAGUGAACGGGUUCUCGCACUAGCCAUCAUCAUUACCAACUUGUUAUAUUCCCUUCUUAAUACGCUUAUGUAUGUCUUUACGAACGAAUGCAGCGGUCAAAAUCUCGGCGUCCACGGUUCUCGAUAUAUACACCAUCGGCUUCAUGCUCUUUCAGCACAGAGACACGACGGCACGGAACACAAAACUUUCGGAAUGGGAAGGUUUUCUCCACUUUUAUGUCAGCUCACGUAGGCACUUCACGGCACGGUUUUACCUCUCACUUGGACACAACUUCAUGAUACCCCGAAAUUGACGAAGCGGUGUGGGUCGACAAGAUCAGGCCACUGCGGAGGAUGAUCUCGUCGUCAGUAGGUUGUUGGAAGGUGGCCCAUGUUUGGAGGGGCGAGGGCUGGCUCGUUGGAGGUCCUGUUGGUGGAAACGGCCAGCUCGGAGAAAAUCAAAAAAGAGAGAGCAGAGCUUGAGGAUGGAAGGCAGCAGGUUUAAAAGCAAAAGCCCGAUGUGUGUGUGUUAUCUUGGGUUACUCAUGGGCUUAGGCGAAGAGAUGUCAAAUCCAGACGUAUCAAACUACCUCCCGCUGACGUUAUGUGUGUUGUGUGUGUUGUAUGUGGUGAAGAGAUGAUAAGGGUGUGCAAUGUCGAAGCGCUCGCUGAAGGCUUCUAAGCCGGAAACGGUUACAUAUGAGAAUCUGCGGGUUAACGAAGCACAAGAGGAUUUCGGGUUUGAAUCGCGUUCGAUCUGUCAUUCACAACGAAGGCCUGUAUCUUUCGAAGUGCGCUUGGUUGCCGUAGGUGUUGUGCAGCUACAGAGACAAGAAAAACUAUGGAUUGAAGCAC
This is a messenger RNA of Neurospora crassa OR74A, 2224 nucleotides long. Its product is annotated as zinc knuckle domain-containing protein. NCBI's taxonomy places the organism in Eukaryota, Fungi, Ascomycota, Sordariomycetes, Sordariales, Sordariaceae. The transcript has 5 exons. Gene Ontology annotation, biological process: positive regulation of cytoplasmic translation. Gene Ontology annotation, molecular function: zinc ion binding; single-stranded RNA binding; mRNA binding. The coding region runs from base 631 to 1308 and encodes 225 amino acids. Gene Ontology annotation, cellular component: cytoplasm. The record is from RefSeq and is a predicted model, not a curated record.